Molecule: messenger RNA, 2346 nt
Organism: Ceratotherium simum simum (southern white rhinoceros)
Lineage: Eukaryota; Metazoa; Chordata; Mammalia; Perissodactyla; Rhinocerotidae
Source: RefSeq, a predicted model, not a curated record
UGCCCUCCUGUCUACCCCACGGAGCCCACGGCCAUGGCAGCCCUGGUGGCCGGAGUGUCCAAGCAGCGGGCGGCAGCGGAAGGUCUUGGCUCCAACCAGAAAGCCGUGAAGUACUUGGGCCAGGACUUCGAGACCCUGAGGCAACAGUGCUUGGACUCAGGGGUCCUGUUCAAGGACCCGGAGUUCCCAGCAUGCCCGUCAGCCUUGGGCUACAAGGAUCUUGGACCAGGCUCCCCCCAAACUCAAGGCAUUGUCUGGAAGCGGCCCACGGAACUGUGUUCCAGCCCUCAGUUUAUCGUUGGUGGAGCCACGCGCACAGACAUUUGUCAGGGUGGUCUCGGUGACUGCUGGCUUCUGGCGGCCAUUGCCUCUCUCACCUUGAAUGAAGAGCUGCUUUACCGAGUGGUCCCCAGGGACCAGAACUUCCAGAAGAACUACGCGGGAAUCUUUCAUUUUCAGUUCUGGCAGUUCGGAGAGUGGGUGGAGGUGGUCGUGGACGACAGGCUGCCCACUAAGGACGGGAAGCUGCUCUUCGUGCACUCGGAAGAAGGCAAUGAGUUCUGGAGUGCGCUGCUGGAGAAAGCCUACGCCAAGCUCAAUGGUUCUUAUGAGGCUCUCGCUGGAGGGUCCACAGUGGAGGGGUUUGAGGAUUUCACGGGCGGCAUCUCUGAGUUUUAUGACCUGAAGAAGCCGCCAGCCAGUUUGUAUCACAUCGUCUGGAAGGCGCUCUGCAGGGGCUCUCUGCUGGCCUGCUCCAUUGAUGUCUCCAGCGCAGCCGAAACAGAAGCCAUCACCAGCCAGAAGCUGGUUAAGAGUCACGCAUACUCUGUCACUGGAGUCGAAGAGGUGGAUUUCCGGGGCCGUCCAGAGAGGCUGAUCCGGCUCAGGAAUCCGUGGGGUGAAGUGGAGUGGACGGGAGCCUGGAGUGACGAUGCGCCAGAGUGGAAUUACAUAGAUCCCAGGCAGAAGGCAAAGCUGGACAGGAAAGCCGAGGAUGGAGAGUUUUGGAUGUCUUUUGCGGAUUUCUUGAGGCAGUUCUCGCGGCUGGAGAUCUGCAACCUGUCCCCGGACUCCCUGAGUAGUGAGGAGGUGCACAAGUGGAACUUGGUCCUGUUCAACGGCCGCUGGACGCGGGGCUCCACCGCGGGGGGCUGCCAGAACUACCCAGCCACUUACUGGACCAACCCCCAGUUCAAAAUCCAUUUGGACGAGGUGGAUGACCACCAGGAGGAGAACGAGGGUGAGCCAUGCUGUACGGUGCUGCUGGGUCUGAUGCAGAAGAAUCGCAGGCGACAGAAGAGGAUAGGACAGGGCAUGCUCAGCAUCGGUUACGCUGUCUACAAGGUCCCCAAAGAGCUGGAGAGUCACACGGACGUGCACCUGGGCCGGGACUUCUUCAUGGGCCACCAGCCCUCGGCCCGCUCCAGCACCUAUGUCAACCUGCGGGAGGUCUCCAGCCGCGUCCGGCUCCCCCCGGGGCAGUACCUGGUGGUGCCGUCCACCUUCGAGCCCUUCAAGGACGGCGACUUCUGCCUGAGGGUGUUCUCAGAGAAGAAGGCCAAGGCCCUGGAAAUGGGGGAUGUGGUAGCUGGAAACCCACAUGAGCCACAUCCCAGUGAGGUGGAUCAAGACGAUGGCCAGUUCAAGAGCCUGUUUGAGAAGCUUGCAGAGAAGGAUUCUGAGAUCAGUGCCAAUGAACUCAAGACGGUUCUGAAUGAGGUGUUUUCCAAACGAACGGACAUAAAAUUCGACGGAUUCGACAUCAACACUUGCAGGGAGAUGAUCAGCCUGAUGGAUAACAAUGGGACAGGCACCUUGGGACCAGUGGAAUUCAAGAUGCUCUGGUUGAAGAUUCAGAAGUAUCUGGAGAUCUAUCGGGAAACUGAUGAUAAGCACCUGGGGACCAUCGAUGCCCAUGAGAUGAGGACAGCCCUCAAGAAAGCAGGUUUCACCCUCAACAAUCAGGUGCAGCAGACCAUCGCCCUGCGGUAUGCAUGCAGCAAACUCGGCAUCGACUUCGACGGCUUCGUUGCUUGUAUGAUCCGCCUGGAGACCCUCUUCAAACUGUUCAGGCUUCUGGACAAGGACCAGAGUGGCACUGUCCAGCUCUCUCUGGCUGAGUGGCUGUGCUGUGUGUUGGUCUGACCCAGGGUUUUGGACCUCAGUGAUGCUCCCUGCCAGCAUGCCUGCCUCUUUUCUCCCCGUCUUUACAGAUUUGUGAACAUUUAUCCUUGAAUGGCAUUCAUUGGUUAUUCAUAUCUUCCUUGUCUGUCAUUGUUCCCUGAGAUCCUGGCCUGUCCCCCUGGAGCAGUCUGGGGAGCCCUGGGUCUCUUUCAGCAGCACUGC